AGGUUGCCAUUCGUAAAAUAAACAAGACACGUAUAUUGUCUGAAUAAUAAAUUUACUGCUGGCGUUCUGCUGGGUAAAGUGCACUUUAACGUUUGUGAACUAUGUUAUUUUACUGAAAUGAAGAAAAAGACGUUAGUCAAAACUAUUGAUGACGUUGAUAGACGGCGCGUAUUUUUUAAACGCGACAAUGAUCGAGUAACAGGAGAUUAAAAAUAAUUUAAAGGUCUGUGGCCUUAUUUGUAUCAGCUGACCGGUUGUGGAUGACAGCUGGCACCCAGCUAUGUCUACUUCCUGUUUCCAACAAGAUAACUCAUUCGUUUCGCCGCUUGCGGACGUGGAUUUAAACAGAAAGAAGUUUAAGUAUUAAACGUCAAUAUUGCAACUAGUAAUUGGUGUUAAAAUUCCCCCGAGAAUUCACCCGAAACAAAUAUGACAAAGCUUAUGGAAUGGGUUUUUGUGGCCACAGUAUUUUUCAGUAUAUGGACAGCUGCAAUCACUGGUAGUGCCCAAUCGACACUCCUAAUUAAAUGGCGAACACCAAUAUUAUACCUUCCCCUAACAUUAAUUGUACUCUUUGGCUUAUAUGCUGUUAGUGUAGUUCUUUACCGAACUUUCACUUUCAACAAUUGUGAAGAAGCUGCUGUAGAACUCCAAAGGGAAAUCAAAGAAGCCAGAGCCGAUCUUCGUAGCAAAGGCCUUGCACUUAAAGAAGAUUAAAGCUCAAAUCUAAGUAUCGAUAUCUCAUCAGUUGCAUUUGAUGCCUCUCAUCAUCCAGCAAUAAAUUCAUUCGUUUUUUGCAUCUCGUGAGACAAUAAAAUCUGUAAUUUCAUAAUCAAAUGGUUCAGCCGUUAUUUUCUGAAAUAUGAAGUACACAAUUUUAGUCACGACAUGUUCUGAGUAUCAAUGUAAACAAUACCAAUAUUUGUAUCCAAUUUUCGAGUGCAUUACAACCAAACCGUUUAAACAAAUAGAUUUAAAUAAACACUCGAUGUCAAUGUAAAUCACUACAUUCACCUUUCUUUUAUGUAUAAGCUUUCAUAAUAUUUUAAUUCUAAAACACUGAUUGUGAGCUAAAA
This is a messenger RNA of Neodiprion fabricii, 1076 nucleotides long. RefSeq names its product dolichol-phosphate mannosyltransferase subunit 3 (gene Dpm3). Gene Ontology annotation, biological process: GPI anchor biosynthetic process. The coding region runs from base 430 to 717 and encodes 95 amino acids. The record is from RefSeq and is a predicted model, not a curated record. Gene Ontology annotation, cellular component: endoplasmic reticulum membrane; dolichol-phosphate-mannose synthase complex. NCBI's taxonomy places the organism in Eukaryota, Metazoa, Arthropoda, Insecta, Hymenoptera, Diprionidae. The transcript is spliced from 3 exons.